CUCUCUCUCUCUCUCUUUGCCACCUCUGCUUCUUCUUCUCUCUCUGCCUCCUCUUCUUCAUCCCUCCGACACAUUCAGACGGGUCUGACUCUUGGGCUUCAUCACCAUCAUCAUCAUCCUCGGAGGAAGACGACAGGGAGCUCCCUGACCCCUCGCCCCACAGGGUCACCAUGGCAACGGUCAUCUGCACUCGUUUUACUGAAGAGUAUCAGCUGUAUGAGGAGCUGGGCAAGGGAGCAUUCUCCGUUGUGCGGCGCUGCGUGAAGGUCCUGUCGGGUCAGGAGUACGCCGCCAAGAUCAUCAACACCAAGAAGCUGUCUGCCAGAGAUCAUCAGAAGUUGGACCGUGAAGCUCGAAUCUGUCGACUACUGAAACACCCCAACAUCGUUCGGCUGCAUGACAGCAUCUCGGAGGAGGGGCAUCAUUACCUCAUCUUUGACCUUGUGACAGGUGGAGAGCUGUUUGAAGACAUCGUAGCGAGAGAAUACUACAGUGAAGCUGAUGCCAGUCACUGUAUCCAGCAGAUUUUGGAGGCGGUGCUACAUUGUCAUCAGAUGGGCGUGGUCCACAGAGACCUAAAGCCUGAGAACCUCCUCCUGGCCUCCAAGUCCAAAGGAGCGGCGGUGAAACUCGCCGACUUUGGCCUCGCCAUCGAGGUGGAAGGAGACCAGCAGGCAUGGUUCGGCUUUGCGGGGACUCCAGGUUAUCUGUCUCCAGAGGUCCUCAGGAAGGACCCAUACGGGAAAGCAGUCGACCUCUGGGCCUGUGGUGUGAUUCUCUACAUCCUAUUGGUCGGUUAUCCUCCAUUCUGGGAUGAAGACCAGCAUCGUCUGUACCAGCAGAUCAAAGCUGGCGCCUAUGAUUUUCCUUCCCCGGAGUGGGACACGGUGACUCCUGAAGCCAAAGAUCUCAUCAAUAAGAUGCUGACCAUCAACCCGGCCAAACGCAUCACAGCUGCCGAGGCGCUCAAACACCCCUGGAUCUCUCACCGAUCCACAGUGGCAUCCUGCAUGCACAGACAGGAAACGGUUGAGUGUCUGAAAAAGUUCAACGCCAGGAGGAAACUGAAGGGAGCCAUUCUCACCACCAUGUUGGCCACCAGGAAUUUCUCUGGAGGAAAGAGCGGGAGCAACAAGAAGGCCGACGGAGUGAAGGAAUCCUCUGAGAGCACAAACACCACCAUCGAGGACGAAGACACCCGAGGGAGGAAACAGGACAUCAUUAAAGUCACUGAGCAGCUCAUCGAGGCCAUCAGCAACGGAGACUUUGAGAGCUACACUAAAAUGUGCGACCCGGCUGUGACGGCGUUCGAGCCCGAGGCGUUGGGGAAUCUGGUCGAAGGCCUGGACUUCCACCGCUUUUACUUUGAAAACUUGUGGUCCAAGAACAGCAAACCGGUGCACACCACCAUCCUGAACCCUCACAUCCACCUGGUGGGCGACGAGGCCGCCUGCAUCGCAUACGUCAGGGUGACGCAGUACAUCGACUCCAACGGGACGCCUCGCACCGCCCAAUCGGAGGAGACCAGGGUGUGGCACCGCCGUGACGGGAAGUGGCAGAUCGUGCACUUCCACCGCUCAGGCUCCCCCUCCACGCUGAGCAACUAACUUCCAGAGUGAGUGGAUCUUUGAUGGGGCCACCGUCGCCGUGACAGCAGUUUGAUUGACAGCAGGCCGGGCCUCUGACACCAACCAUUCAGGAUUUUGUUUGAGGAGUUUGGAGAGGAGACGACGGGGCCAGAAAGCUUCACUCCAACAAGUGAACUGCAUUACCAACCAACCAAUCAGCUUCCUCUUCUCAGCUUGUUUGGACUUUGCUUCCGCCACGCCCCCUUGUGAUCAGCCAAUCAGAUUGUAAUAAUGUUUGGAAACCUUGUAUCUCCAGUUUGUUCGAGUUCAGGAGGUUCAAACCUUCAGAUGUUUAACAGGACCAACACCUGCACACCACAGCUCCCCCUGUGGACAGAACACGUCACUACUGUGUGUUAGCUUCACCCAGCAUGUGGUUAGCCUAGUUUAGCACAAACACUGGAAGCAGGGGGAAACUGUUAGCAUGGCUCCACCCAAACAGCCCAGUGUUGCCUCCAUCUACAUGACGUGUUGUAGCUGAUCGAGUGUAGACGUAGAAAAAGUUUCCAGCUUUCAUUUUUGCUCCUUGUUACGUUUCUCACGGAUCUACUGACCCGUUGGCUGCACAGACUUAGCUUUUAUAGUGUUCACGUUCACGCGUUGGUUACCUUUAGAUAUUAAACAGGAAGUACGAGCCUCGCCUUUAGACGUGUGGGAGAUACAAGCUUUCCUGAAACUACAGAUAUUUACAUAAAGGAACAAAAACAUA
Molecule: messenger RNA, 2337 nt
Organism: Maylandia zebra (zebra mbuna)
Lineage: Eukaryota; Metazoa; Chordata; Actinopteri; Cichliformes; Cichlidae
Product: calcium/calmodulin-dependent protein kinase II alpha
Biological process (GO): protein phosphorylation
Molecular function (GO): calmodulin binding; ATP binding; calcium/calmodulin-dependent protein kinase activity
Source: RefSeq, a predicted model, not a curated record